GAACCAAAGUAAGAUAUUCCUGAAAGCUGAUAAAUCAUCUCUCUAUAUUAUAGUAUCAUGUCUUCUCAACCAUUUACGAACAAAGUUAUCGCUCUCACAGGUUCAGCUUCGGGCAUCGGCCUAGAAACAGCAAAGUUACUUGCAAGUCGUGGAGCGAGGUUGUCACUUGCAGAUAUCCAAGAAGACAAAUUGAAGGAACUUCAAGUGCAGCUCGAAUCAGAGUACCACGUAGACGUGUUGAUCACUAAGGUCGAUGUAAGGAAGUUUGAAGAGGUGGAAGUAUGGAUUAACAAGACUAUAGACAACUUCGGAAAGCUAGAUGGCUCAGCCAAUCUGGCUGGUGUCGCUCCGAGCUCUAUUGGAUUGAAAGGCAUCGUCGAACAAGAUUUGGACGAGUGGGAAUUUGUCUUGGGAGUCAAUUUGACCGGGACAAUGAAUUGUUUAAAGGCUCAGCUGAAAGUAAUGGCUCAAAACGGCUCGAUUGUGAACGCUUCCUCUAUUCGGGGAUUGACCGGGGCAGCAAAUAAUGCCUCAUAUUCUUCAGCUAAGCAUGGGAUCCUUGGGCUCACAAGAACGGCAGCUAAGGAAGUAGGUGGGAAAGGAAUUAGAGUGAAUGCCAUCUGUCCGGGCCGCAUUUCUACACCAAUGCUCAAGACUGCGGAAAACUCGAUUGGUCUUCACUUGCAGCCUGGAAGUGCCAAUUACCCACCAAUUGCACUCGGGAGAGACGGGGAAGCCAAGGAAGUUGCUCAGGCGAUCGCAUUUCUAUUGAGUGAUGAGUCGAUGUAUAUCUCAGGAUCUGACAUUACCAUUGAUGGGGGAUGGAAAUGUUAGACGAAGUGAAUAACAGAGCCAGUUCUGUGCUCUGCCUCGGGAUGUUCAUGAGGAAGACCACUUUGUGAUCUAGAAUCUUACUUUCGAAAUCUACACUCUUUUUGUUGAUACGAGAAGGAUACGGAAGACGUAGCACCCACGAAUUGCGUAGGUCCUGUAUGUCUAAUUGUAUUCUGUCUAAAGAGCUAGCUAUAUGUAUUGAAAGUAGUAAGUCUUAUAUAGACUUAUUAAAAGAGCUAGUCUCUUUUGCAUUUGUUUAGAGCUUUACUACAGUAGCUGUAUUACAGUGGUAAUUGAAUUGAAAUCAUUCACUUCAUUCACACACUGAGGAUUCCUUUUUAUAAUCUCCAAUUCAUAUAUAAAUGAAAAAUAAUA
This is a messenger RNA of Botrytis cinerea B05.10, 1209 nucleotides long. RefSeq lists its product as hypothetical. The transcript has 2 exons. The record is from RefSeq and is a predicted model, not a curated record. The coding region runs from base 58 to 834 and encodes 258 amino acids. Gene Ontology annotation, molecular function: oxidoreductase activity. Lineage: Eukaryota; Fungi; Ascomycota; Leotiomycetes; Helotiales; Sclerotiniaceae.